Actinia tenebrosa (Australian red waratah sea anemone) is the source of this 2762-nucleotide messenger RNA. Its product is annotated as mitochondrial nicotinamide adenine dinucleotide transporter SLC25A51-like. Gene Ontology annotation, molecular function: NAD transmembrane transporter activity. Gene Ontology annotation, cellular component: mitochondrion. Lineage: Eukaryota; Metazoa; Cnidaria; Anthozoa; Actiniaria; Actiniidae. The record is from RefSeq and is a predicted model, not a curated record.
UGGCGGAAGAAUAUUUUCGUUGGAGGAUGUGUUUUUAGUACGAAAGAAUGUGUUACAUUUUGGAUCAUUUCUCUUUGCGUUAUUUAAUUAAUAUUACUUUUCAAGCCUUUAUGAUAUAUUAGGAACAAACCACAGGAGUCUGUGGACCAUGGCUUUGAAUCUAAAAAAUAAAAAGCACGGGAAAGACGACGACUUGGAUAACAGAGAUUGGCCAGACUUCGUUUGUGGUGGUGGAGCUGCUUUUACCAACAUUCUAGUUACUUUUCCAGCCUACAAAGUAAUGUUCAGGCAGCAGCURGAAGGAAUAGGGUUUCCUAAAGCCGUAAAGCAGGUUUUUCGCGAGGGGAUUUCGAAUUURUAUCGUGGUAUUGGACCGCCAUUAAUUCAAAGAGGGACUUCAUUAUCGUUAAUGUUUGGCUCCUAUCACAARUUCCAAAGAGUUCUAUCCCAUACCUUUACGAACGUUAAUAAUGGAGUAGUCAAUGCUUUUGCAGCGUUACUGUCAGGUUCAGUUGAAGCUACGUUAACUCCGUUGGAAAGGAUACAAAUACUUCUGUCCCACAGAGAAUUCAACGAAAGAUUCUCGAACACCAUACAUGUCUUCCAAGAAAUUCGACUUAAGUAUGGAUAUCGAGAGUAUUACCGAGGAUUGACUCCUGUGYUACUCAGGAAUGGACCCUCUAAUGUCUUGUUUUUUGGUCUCAGAGGACCGAUUAAARACAUACUUCCAGAAUCUUCCACAGAUGUGGGAAAUAUGACCAAUGAUUUUGUAAGCGGAGCAGUCCUAGGCGCUGCACUUAGCACUCUGUUUUACCCUAUUAAUGUCGUGAAGAAUCAAAUGCAGAAACAAAUUGGAGGAGAAUUUACUGGUGUCGUAAAGACUUUUAGGAAAGUGUUCAAUGAGAGAGGAAGGAGUAUACGAAGACUGUACUAUGGAUUGCCUUUGAAUUUUACAAGAGCUCUUGUAUCCUGGGGAAUUAUUAAUUGUACUUAUGAAGAGUUGAAGAAAUUAAUGACUCUGUAUUACUAAAAAAUUGUAUUUUUGUAAAUAGUCAUAGCUAUAGUUAUUACAAUUAUCUAUUAAUUAAUUAUUUACUAGGUGGGGGUUCUUAUGCUUCCCUUCUCAGUUGAAUUUGGUGAGACAGAGGUUUUCUUAUGAAGCUUUGUCAGUGAAAUGUGCAUGGUGUCARGGGCAACGUCAAAAGCGUUCAAUAGGAAGCAAGCUGACGUCACUGGCAUUAAAGUAUAUUAUACAUAUUCUUAUUACCAUAGUAUCAGUGAUGUUGUCCUUCACAACAUACACGUUUCGCCAACAAAACUUUGUGACAAAACUUCUGGGGGGGGGGCUCAACAGACAGUUUUGAAAAUGACCCUAAAAGGUAUGCAUAAACUUAAGUCACUCCAAACUCAACUGAGAAUCUUAUAUCUUAUUCCCCUUGUGAUUGAGUGGAACGAUUAUUGCAUUCAUAAAACAGAUAUGCUGUGUGAUAAUUGCUGAUAGAGCURUGGAGAAAUGCCAAUGGCUUUUUUAUACAAAAAAAGAAAAAAAUCUAAAUCUAAAAAUCUAUAAAAUUGUGGCUCAAAAUGUUUUAAUAUCAAAUACUGUAUUUACUURCUUAAGUGCCACAGCAAGUUGGGUUUCAAAUGCAGCCUUAAUUUGGGAGUGGCAUUUAUCAGAGGGCAGCGGUCGCUUAAAAAAUGUGUUUCCUAUAUACUAACCAAUGAUUUAAUACAAAGUGAAUACAAAAGUUUUUGAAACAUAAAAAAAAAUACCGUAUUUACUGUAUUUUGUUCAAGUCUUAGGCGUGGCACUUAAACGAGUAAACACAGUUUCAAUGAAUCUACCACAGCUGCUGUCAAUCAGGUUUGACAAAUGAGACAUUAAGUUUAAAAUUGGAAAAAAAUUAUGAUGCUAAUYAAAAGUAUGCAUGCAAAAAUGCAGACCAAAAUGAGCAUCAAAACUGAUUGAUUUAYAUAUUUUGCACGAUUGCACAAGUUGUUAUUCAAUUUUGACUUUAGAAAGAAAUUUUCUAAGUUAAAUAAAUAUAUUUAGACUCAUAAGCUUUGCAACAUUUUAUUUGUUCAAUGUCAUAAAUUCACAAAGUUUAUUUAUUCAUCCCACAUAAUAGUUCAGUAUUCUUCUUGAUGCCUUAUUAGCAUUAAUGUAGGUGUAGCCUUUCUGUCRAUAAGCCAUGAGGGAGUAGCAUGGGGUGCCAAUAAACCAGCAAGAAGUAGGGGUGAGAGGAUUGGUGUGACUUUUCCCCUCUGCAUCCCAUUUAGCCUGCGUGCAGCCGAACUAACUAACUGUUAAGUCCGGCUGCACUCAGGCUACAUCCCAUUGCAAACUGACACUCUUACCUAAUUAGUUUGAUCUCAUAUUAUGAUAAUGAAGUCAUUACAAGGGAUUAAUAAUGAAUGUCAGGUUAGAACAUCUAGUUUUAGCUAGCUCCAAAAUAAGCUUUAAAACAAACCCAUAUCCAGCAAAUUCACAUACAAUGCUUGAUAAAUUUCUUAAUUUUUGUUGCAUUUUGAGUGGGACUUAGUGACUUUUAAUCCUCAUUAAUGUGUAAACUUGUAUUAACAGUAUAAACAUGCAAUUUGUGGAAAGUUACAAUGUACAUUAGAAAUAUCCCAAAUAGUAUUGUGUAGUUCCAGAAAUCAUCCAUACCCACCCCACAGAGGAAUUUGGAAUUUCUGAAAAGUAGGGGGGUACAGAGAAAGAACAAAAAUUACAGAGUUUGUAAGGAAGAAAAUUGGAAUUU